GUAGGCUAAAUUUUAGUGAUUUACUACCUAAUUAGUUUUAUUUUAGUCUAUAAGAUUCAACAUUAUUUUGUAAUUAAAAUGUGGUCUAUGUUAACAAUCACGCUGGUAACUUAUGUAGUGACCAUGACACAAUUAAAUGAUGUUAACUGCAUCACGGAAGCGGGUCAACAUAUACUGGACAGAAUAAAUCAAGCUAGGCUAGAUAAGAACUACACUUUAAAUCGCUAUUUCAACUUUGACCCGGUUAAAAGCGCCCAAAAUAUCACCACGCUCAUAAAUGAGUUUAUCGCGGCUACCGAUCACUUUGAAACAAAUAAAUGCCUAUCUGUGGAGGAAAAGGACAUGGGUGUCAGUAAUUGCUACGACGUGGUUGUAGAUAAAAUGACGAUUGACCUUGUUUACAUUGAAAAACAUAAAACAUAUACCGCUUAUCUGCACGUAGACGAUCAAUUGAUCCACUGGGUGCUUAAAAGGGGUAAACAUAUAAUGGCCAGAAUUACUGAAGCUCGUAACGCAAAUAGAGCAUACACGCUAAAUCGCUAUUUCAACUUUGACCCGGUUAAAGGAGCUCCAAAUAUUACCAUACUCAUUAAUGAGUUUAUCGCGGCUACCGAUCAUUUUGAAACUAAUAAAUGCCUUUCGGUCGAUGAAAAGGACAUGGGUUACAACAACUGCUACGACUGUGGCUCCAGUGUGCAUCCAGAAAAAUCCGCCGAUAGUCGACACAAACGCCGCCCUAUUGUCCGCCUGUUUCACACGACUCUGUCCGUCAACACUCACCAUAUUAUCCGACGCUUUAGUAUUCAAGUUAUAAAUGAACACAUUUUUCGGGGACUUCUCGAUGGACACCAUACUGUCCUGACAGUGCUCUACCUUAAGGCAACCCUGGUCAUAGUUCUGGAAAAAGUUAUACAGCCCGGCCCCAUACACGUACACGUGCUCCGAGUUGAAAAUCCUGAGACCCCAUCCCAUGGGACAGGUAACCGACCCCUUCUCGCAGUGACUAAAGUCCGGGUCCGACCACUUGGGUAG
Oppiella nova is the source of this 1032-nucleotide messenger RNA. Lineage: Eukaryota; Metazoa; Arthropoda; Arachnida; Sarcoptiformes; Oppiidae. The record is from the annotation of a GenBank genome assembly.